AUGGCCGACAAAAUAAGCUCGUUCACGGAGUUCCUCGACUUCAUCUUGACCCCCUCGGCGCCAGUCAUCCUCAUCGGCGCCGCCAUCGUCCUCCUCUUCCCUAUUCUCCUGCACUACAUCCUGAUAAAGUCAACGCCCUACACGACCCUCCCCUCGGUUCUCCUCCUCGGCCCCGCCGGCGCAGGCAAGACGGCCCUCCUCACCCUCUUCGAGCGAGGCGACGCCCCCGCGACGACGCACACGAGCCAGCGUCCACAGACAGUUGAACUCACGGCCUCGCGCGACAGCAAGACGGCGCAGAGUUUCCGCAACCACGAGGACACGAGCGGCACCCACACAAAGUUUCUCCUCGUCGAUACCCCCGGCCACGGCAAGCUGCGCAACUACGCCCUCGGCAAGCUCGCCAGCAUCACCAGCGGCGGCAGCAAGUCCUCCAAGCUCAAGGCAAUCGUCUUCAUGGUCGACGCCGCCGCCAUUGGGGAGAACGAGGCACUCGCGCCCACUGCCAGUUACUUGUACGAGGUUCUUCUGGGCCUGCAGAAGCGCGCCGCGUCGAGCAAGUCGUCCAAGCCUCCCCCGCCCAUCCCCGUUCUCGUCGCCGCCAACAAGACGGAUCUGUUCACCGCGCUGCCUGGCGCGCUGGUCAAGUCGAACCUCGAGGCGGAGAUUACGCGGAUACGGUCGUCGCGCAGCAAAGGUCUGCUGGAUUCCGGUGUCGGCAUCGACGAGGUCGGUUCCGAGGAGCACGACGAUUGGCUGGGCGCCUAUGGCACGGAAAAGUUCACUUUUGACCAGUUGCGCGAGUUCGAUGUGGAUGUGGACGUCAUCGCAGGCAACGUUACGGGAAGCACAACGGGCCCCGAUAGGUGGUGGUCUUGGAUUGCCCAGCGGAUAUAA
Messenger RNA from Colletotrichum orchidophilum, 897 nucleotides. RefSeq names its product signal recognition particle receptor beta subunit. Bases 1 to 897 code for a protein of 298 amino acids. The record is from RefSeq and is a predicted model, not a curated record. The transcript has a single exon. NCBI's taxonomy places the organism in Eukaryota, Fungi, Ascomycota, Sordariomycetes, Glomerellales, Glomerellaceae.